This is a messenger RNA of Aspergillus viridinutans, 969 nucleotides long. Its product is annotated as putative glycosyl hydrolase. NCBI's taxonomy places the organism in Eukaryota, Fungi, Ascomycota, Eurotiomycetes, Eurotiales, Aspergillaceae. Gene Ontology annotation, biological process: carbohydrate metabolic process; peptidoglycan turnover. The record is from RefSeq and is a predicted model, not a curated record. The transcript is spliced from 2 exons. Gene Ontology annotation, molecular function: hydrolase activity, hydrolyzing O-glycosyl compounds. Bases 1 to 969 code for a protein of 322 amino acids.
AUGAAAUUCUCACUCCUCCUCAGCGCAGUCUGCACUGCAGCAGCUACUGCAACUACAACUACAACUGCAAAAGCAGCAACCCACGUAAUCUACUCCUACCCUGGCCCCUCCCCCCCAGCAACCCUCCUCUCCCUCAUCUCCACCGGCAGAGUAGGCGGCCUCAUCCUCUUCGGCGAAAACAUCGACGCCAAUCUCACCACCACCAUCGCCAACAUCCAAAAAACCUACGCCUCGUCCCGAGACUACAAUGGCACGCCCCUGCUAAUUAUGACCGACCAAGAAGGCGGCAAAGUCCGCCGGCUCCCUGGUGGCCCGACACUCUCCGCGAAGAAGGUGGGCGAGUCCCCGGAUCCAGCGUCUACAGCUGCAGAAACAGGGACAGAAGCUGCGGACACACUUGCUAAAUAUGGAGUGAAUGUGAAUCUGGCACCCGUGCUGGGCGUGUAUCGCUCGCCGGGGGACUUUCUAGAUGAGUACGGCCGGUCGUAUGGGAAUACUUCCGGUUUGGUAGCUUCUUGCGCGGAAGCUUUCAUCCGCAACCAGCAGGGCGAUGGGGUGAUUGCCACGGCGAAGCACUUUCCUGGUCUUGGGGCUGCGGGUGCAGACGAGAAUACGGAUCUCGUGCCAGUGUGCAUUGACCUCGGGCUGGAGGAGUUGCGGCGGGUGGAUGAGGCGCCGUAUACGGCUGCGAUUGCGGCGGGGGUGGAGAUGGUCAUGGCCUCGGGUGUGACCAUUACUGAUGCGAUUGAGGCCGGGGCGUUGGGGGCGUAUGGCGAUGAUGCGGCGAGGGGGGUGCUUGCUGCGCAGGCGGGGAUGGAUCUGAUUCUUGCGUCGGCGAGGAAUGUCUCGCAGGGGGAGGUGAUUGUGGAUGCGCUGACGAAGGCGCUGGAGAACGGGGAGGUGGAUACGGAGGAGUUUGAGGCUGGCACGGCGCGAAUCAUGGCAUUGAGACGGACUUUACAUGUAUAG